GGUAGGUUUUUUAAAAUUGACUCAUUCUAGCGCAUCAAAUUAUCUACUCCCAGUUUUGAUUUCAAAUUUGUCUUAACCUGUGGCAUGUUUCGUUGCGAAUUAUUUCCUAUUGCUUUUCUUAUUAAGUGUGAAUGUAUUUUGUGUUCUUUCUGGGUAGUCGAUCUACCUUUUCAGUUUCAGUUUGGAAAGGACAGGAGGCUUGAUGGCCUGUAUUAGUCCUGGCAAUGAUGGUCUCUCAGCUGAUCCAACUUUCCUUUGAAGAGGUGGAUGGAUGGAGCCUCAACCACGUGCUGAGGUAAUGAAUUCCACUCGCUCGAUGAUUUGAUGGGGAAGUCGGUAGUCAGCUGACAAGUAAUUCGUUCUGGGCUUGUGAAUUUUUUUGGAGUGUCCUUGUAGAUUUUCUGUUUCGGAAGACAAGAAAAAUGAGGGCAUAUCAGGUGCAAAUUUAUCACUAAGCAAUUUGAAAACUGUAAUCAAGUCGCCUCUGAUUCUCCUAUAUGACAGCGGGAAUAGGUUUAGCUUGGUCAGUCUGGUACCUUCUUUUGUUCUUUUCUUCAGCUCUUCUCAAUGUGCUCUGCACGCUCCCCCUUAGUAUACAAAAUAGAUUCUGGCUAGAGGCCUUGAGAUUAAGGCAUUGCAAAAUUUAAAAUUGCCAAUGUUAAGUGUAGGUUUUUCUGUUGGAUAUCAUGGUUCUAUAGUCAGGAUAGACUAAUUUUGGACUCUAUAUCUUUUAAGACCCAACUCCUAAUCCUAGAACCGGUCUACCUUAACCUCAAAUACUGAAAAUGCCAGCUGCUAACCUUAAAACGCAAUCCUAACUGUUUACCUUAAUACUCUAAACACUAAUACUUUUAGCCCUGGCUCUUAAUCCUAAAACUACUAAACACUAACUCCUACCCUUAACUCUGCUAACGUGAAUAUACUGACCUUAACAAUUCAUUCCACAAGAAAACCAUCAUUCAACCAAAAAUGUAAUGGAAACCAUGAGUUUUCGGAAUGGGCUGUCCGCAAUAACGUUUUAAAUUAUCGUAUUGGUCAGUUUAAUUUUGACCAGUCGCUCGAUGUUAUUGGUAUAGUAUAGUCUCUUCACUAAAUUUAAGUUCCUUUUAUGUGCUCACUGAGUUUUUGGCUCAAUUUUUGUCUUGUUUUUUUCUCUUUCAAAUCCUCCUACAUAUUGUUCAUACUUCUCCAGCCUGCAAGUUACCUUUAGGUUGAACACAGACCUAUUAAAACUGAACGUUACACACAAUUAUGAGACAUCUCCCAGCAGCUUUUCCGUUUUAUCCUCUUGCAAACCCAAAAGGCGUGGAACAUAGUUGUGAAGUAUGCUCUAAACCAGCCUACUUACAAUGUGGGGUUUGCCGGAUCACGUAUUAUUGGUUUGACCACUAUCAUAUGAAUGCAUUAUAUUUCUAGUGGAAUAGAGCAUCAAAAAAUUGAUUGGGAAGGAAUUCAUAAAAAGAUAUGUUUGGAUUUAAUAUCGUUUCGAGAAUCUAAAGGAUUUGUAUCAAAGGACAAGCGUGAGAAGAAAAGUGAGGAACUUCAAAACAAAAAUCUUGAUCUGGUCCGGCUUACUCAGCUGGAGGCUCAGAAACUUUUGUUUGAAGGAAAAUCAGAGGAAGCCCUACCAGCUGCUUUACAAUGUUUGAAGUUUGCAGUGCGCGCAUAUGGAAUAGCUUGUGUUGAAUUAGUAUCACCCUAUCUAGUUCUUGCGGAAUCAUGUAUUGGUCUUGGGAAACUGAAUCAAGCUGAGACUUACCUUGCACAAGCUCAGUGGAUAGUACUUAAAGUACAACAUGAAUGUUCAAAUAGUAUACAAUCACAGUUACAUCGUAAACUUGGUUUGUUAUAUGCUGCUAAAUGUAAUUAUGAACUAGCAUUGGAGUGUUUGGCGAAAGAUAUAUUUUAUGCAUCCCUUGAAUAUGGCACCGAUCAUAUACGUACAGCUGGUGGUUAUUUUCAAAUGGCUGAAGUGUUUUAUGCAAUGUAUAAAGCCAAUGUCAAUAAAGGUUCUCAUGAUCAAAACUUUCCAGAAAAGUCAGCUGAAUUUGUGUAUCCUUCAGUUACUCCAGAAAUUUCAGAAAUAAUUAAACUAAAUAAGUCUUACGGUCUAUUGAUUUAUGAAAGGGAGAUGAAAUCAAACGUCAGUUUUUCAACAAAUUCAGAGUUUUGCAUUCAACCGCCUUUAUCAAAAGCUCAAGUGGUUGACAAUCUGUAUAUACGUGUAGUUAAUAUAUGGGGCAAACAUUUAAGGGAAUUAGUAGAAAGCUUGUUAUUCAAACCUGUAUCCUCUGAAGACGUUGGUGCUGUUAUGGUGGAGAUUACUGAAGAAGCUAAACAAACCUUAGAUGAUGCACAAAAGGCUGAAGCUGGAAAAAUGCUGUAUGCAAUUGAGAAAUAUCGUAAUCAGCGUAUCAAUGAAAAUGAGUCCGAUGCAAUUACUUGUAAUCCAGCCAAGCCAGAUCCAAAAGUUCAAUUGUAUUUAACUUUGUCAAUGCUAAACUAUAUUUUAGAAAGAAAACAAGAAUCUAUACAAUAUUUAGUCGAAGCCAAAGUUGCAGCUGAAUUUAUGGUACAACAUUCAAAAAUCACAGCGAAUAUCAAUUUGAUGGAACGUGCUUUAGGUGAAAAAAAAUAAUUUAACAAAUUGCACAAAAAUUAUUUCAGACAGAAAUUGCUGCUUCUUUUUCUUUAGAAAAAUUUAUUUGUCCGUCUCUUCAUGAUUAAUUUUAUAAACAGAAAUAAAAGAAUAUUUUUCUUCU
Messenger RNA from Schistosoma rodhaini, 2762 nucleotides. The record is from the annotation of a GenBank genome assembly. NCBI's taxonomy places the organism in Eukaryota, Metazoa, Platyhelminthes, Trematoda, Strigeidida, Schistosomatidae.